Lethenteron reissneri (Far Eastern brook lamprey) is the source of this 1298-nucleotide messenger RNA. It is a transcript of the gene PRXL2B, whose product is annotated as peroxiredoxin like 2B. Gene Ontology annotation, biological process: prostaglandin biosynthetic process. Gene Ontology annotation, molecular function: prostaglandin F synthase activity. The record is from RefSeq and is a predicted model, not a curated record. Lineage: Eukaryota; Metazoa; Chordata; Hyperoartia; Petromyzontiformes; Petromyzontidae.
GGUUUAGUUCGCAGUCACAGCAGUAGCAGAGCAGCCACAGAAGCAGGAGCAGCAGCAGGAGCCACAGAAGCAGCAGCAGCAGCAGAGAGCAUGACGGACGUGAAUCUUGAAACAGUUGGAGCGAACAAGUUGGUGAACGCGCGCACCGGGGAGGUCGUGUCAUUGGCGUCCCUGUGGCAAGGCCCUCAGCCCGUGGUCAUCACGUUCCUGCGUCGCUUUGGCUGCGCCGUGUGCCGCUGGUGCGCCCGAGAGCUCUCCACCGGCAUGGCGCGUGCCAACCUGCCGGCCGGAGCGGUACGUUUGGUCGCCGUUGCAUCUGAGCGGGUCGGGCUGCAGGAGUUCCUGGAUGGAAAUUUCUUCAGCGGUGGUGACUUGUUUAUUGAUGAUAAGAAGCAGUGCUACAAUGAUCUGGGCUUCAAGAGGUACAAUGCACUGUCAAUAAUUCCGGUGGCUUUGGGUAAGAAAGUCCGGGACAUUGUAGCCAAGGCUGUAGAAGAUGGGGUGUCUGGAAAUCUGUCUGGGGAUUUGCUGCAAACUGGAGGCUGCCUCAUUGUCAGCGCAGGUGGGGAGAAGGUGUUGCUGUGCUUCCGGCAGGACUCGCCGGGUGAUUUUGUCCCGGUGGAGACGGUGUUGGAAGUUCUCGGUUUCCAAUCGGUGACAAAAGCACAAGAAAAUGCGCCACAACCGGAGUGCAGGGACGUCUGCUCCAGUUAAAUGCCGUGACAUCGUCCUGCGUCUCGCAUUGCCUUUACAUUUCCCACGUGCUCGCACAAAUGUGACUCCUGCCGGACCGAAGAAAAGUAUCGCUGCUGUGACACUCUAGCAAACACCAACACUUCAACGGUGGCUAAUUGCCAUGAGUCGUGCAUGUAGGGACGUUAACAAUAGCAGUAAUACUUAACAGCCAAUUGUCUAUGCACCGCGAGGUGCAAAACUUCCCCGCGCUAUAUCCAUUCAGUGGUUGUUGACCACUUCACCUCGCUGGUUGGGGGAGGGGGGGGGGGCCCAGGGUGGAAUCGGCUGUCACCUCUUCCAUCGCUCCAUCCACGUUGCGAUAUUGGAGAUUAGAAAACAAGAGAGACUCUUUGCGUGCACUUUUCUGCGCUUAGCAGGUCAAGGUGCAAACGUAUACGUUUACAGGAACAAUUCAGCGAGCAUUUGUGAAGUCGAACACGUGCAGGCGCGCAAACCUACUCGACUGAAGGCCUUGGUUUCUCCCCUCAGUCAUGAUGGGAUCGAGCUUUGUAAAUGGCAGUUACUGUUAAAUUAAUCGAAUAAAGCAAUGAUUUUGAAAGGCA